AUGGUUUUGAAAGCUUGGUCGAAGAGUGACAAGCUUUGUGGCAACCUUCCUUUGGGUCUCCGUGUCAUGGGUGCGAAUUUACGCGGGAAGAAGGAAGAUGGCUGGGAAGGUGUAUUGCAUAGGCUAGAAAAUAGCAGCCUUGAUCGAAAGAUCGAUGCUGUGCUUAGAGUUGGAUACGACAGUUUACAUGAGGGCGAUCAGUCACUGUUUCUCCACAUUGCCUUCUUCUUCAACUACGAAUUAGAGGAUCAUGUGAUGGACAUGCUCGCUGAGGGUAGCUUGGAUGUGAGACUCGGGUUGAAAACACUCGCCUCUAAAUCUCUCAUACAUGUAUUAACCGAAGGUAGAGUAGUGAUGCACAAGCUGCUGCAACAAGUGGGUAGACAAACAGUUCAAAGACAAGAGCCUUGGAAGCGCAAAUUCUUAACUGAUGCUCAUGAGAUUGAAUCUGGUAGUAGAAGUGUGACGGGUAUAUCUUUGAAUACAUCCACGAUCGCAGACGCCGUGUGUAUAAGCAAAAGUGCUUUUAAGAAUAUGCGUAAUCUUCGAUUUCUCAGCGUCUACGAGACAAGACGUGAUAGAGAUGUUAGAGUUCACGUACACGAGGACAUGGAGUUCCCACCUCGUCUAAGGUUAUUAGACUGGGACGUAUACCCUGGAAAGUGUCUUCCUCGUACAUUUACGCCAGAAUAUCUCGUGGGACUCGAUUUGCGACAUAACAUGCUAGAGAAACUUUGGGAAGGUAUACAGCCCCUUACAAAUCUCAAGAAAAUGGUUUUGACGAAUUCCUUGUGUUUAAAGGAACUCCCUGAGCUUUCAAAGGCUACAAAUCUUGAGAGAUUGUAUCUAGCCGGUUGCGAGAGUUUGGUAGAGAUUCCUUCAUCUAUUGGAAAUCUUCCUAAACUAGAGGAGUUGCAUGCGGAUUUCUGCAUAAACCUAGAGGUUGUUCCGACUCUCUUCAGCUCUUCAUCUCUCGAUAGGGUCAACUUGGUGGGAUGCUGGCAACUGAAACAAAUCCCAAGCUUUUACGGGAACGUCACAAAUCUCACAGUUACUGAUACAAUGUUGUUACAAGAAUUGCCUGAAACCAUUGGCCUCUGGUCUAGCCUUGAGUCUCUCAGUAUAUGGGGAAGUGUCAAUCCAUAUCCAUUUACCAACUUGAAUUUUCCAGAGCGAAGUGGUGCAGAUGAUAUUGGGAGUAUUACAGAUUGGCUUAAAGAUCUUCAUGUGUUAAGGCAUCUUUACAUAGUUGGCUGUCCGAAACUUGCAUCACUACCAGAGCUCCCUCCAUCGCUCAAGACAAUAAUCAUCAACGCUUGUGAAUCAUUGGAGACGCUAACAUGUUUCCAUAUUGACUCUGGAAUCGAGGAUCUCAAUUUCCCCAACUGCUUCAAGUUGGGUCAAGAAGCAAGGAGAGUCAUUACACAGCAAACGUUUUGCAAGAUAGCUUGCUUACCCGGGAAAGAAAUGCCAGCGGAGUUCGAUCACCGAGCUCUAGGAAGUUUUUUGACCAUCCCUUCAGUUUUCUACAGAUUUAGAGUUUGCCUCUUGGUUACCCCUAAACCGCAUACCUAUGGAGGUUUUGUUAGUGUGAUGUGUCGAACAAGCUUAAACGGUUGCCUGAUUGCGGAAGAAAUGAUUGAGAGUCUCUCUUGUAUCAGAAGGGAGCAUCUGUUUAUAUUUCCGUAUGAAUUGUUUGAGGAAGACGGGUGGCUUGAACAGGACAACGAGGUGUUGUUCCAAUUCAGCGUUUCAUCCGAUCAACUAGAAAUCGUUGAAUGUGGUGUCCAGAUCUUGACAACAGACGACGAUGAUGAAAGCAUUCUCUCUGCUGGGAGCUAUAAAACUUGUUCAGAAGAAUUGUCUGGAGACGACUAUGAAAGUCUCUCUGAUGGGAGCAUUGAGUUUGAUGAACACAGACAGUGA
Molecule: messenger RNA, 1926 nt
Organism: Microthlaspi erraticum
Lineage: Eukaryota; Viridiplantae; Streptophyta; Magnoliopsida; Brassicales; Brassicaceae
Source: the annotation of a GenBank genome assembly